Messenger RNA from Malurus melanocephalus (red-backed fairy wren), 2780 nucleotides. RefSeq names its product platelet derived growth factor receptor like (gene PDGFRL). Bases 51 to 1184 code for a protein of 377 amino acids. Lineage: Eukaryota; Metazoa; Chordata; Aves; Passeriformes; Maluridae. The record is from RefSeq and is a predicted model, not a curated record. The transcript is spliced from 6 exons.
GAGGCCGCUCCCACCGCUGCCGCUGCCGCCGGGCCCGGGCCGCUCUCGCCAUGCAGCUCUGGGUGCUCCUCAGCCUGCUGCUGCCGCUGCUGCAGGAAGCGCUGCCACACGUUAUUGGACAGCCUGUGAAGAGUAAACGUCCAAAAGAACCAGGGGAAAACAAAAUUAAGCCCGUUAACAAGAAAGUAAAACCCAAAACUCCCAAAAUGAAGGAGAGAGAAUCUGCAGACUCCUCUUUGAAGYCCCAGUCCAUACUGACACAGGUGAUGGAUAAAGGUCAUUUCCAGAAACUAGCUGCCACUUUAAACCUGUCUGCAGGACAAAGCUUAGAACUGCGAUGUAAGGGCAGUAAUGUUACUUGGAACUAUCCUUCRUAUUUAGACACCUUUAAAGACUCCAGACUCAGCAUAAAACAGCUUGACAGGUCUAGUCAGCUGAUCCUUGCAAACUCCACUGCAGCAGACACAGGUGAAUACAGCUGCUGGCUUCAGCUGUGCAAUGGUAACAAAUGCAGGAAGGAUGAGACUAAAACAGGGUCAACAUACAUCUUUUUCACAGACAAAGAGGAACUUUUUGUACCUACUCCUGGUUAUUUUGAGAUUGUCUACCUGAACCCAGAUAAACCUGCAGUCAUUCCAUGCCGUGUUACUACACCUUCAGCUAAAGUGACUCUACACAGGGAAUUUCCAGCAGAAGAAAUUGAAACAGAUGGAACUGAUAUUGUUUAUGAUGCAAAGAAGGGUUUUAUCUUCCAGCACCCUACUUCUAAUCAUAAAGGUAUUGUCUACUGCAAAGCAGAGUCACAGGGAGCACCUCAGAUUUCCAUCAGAUACCACCUACUAUAUGUGGAAGUUCCCAAGGGCCCACCCUCAGCCACAAUAGCAGCAUCAUCCAGUAGAGCCGCUCUCAGUGACAGAGUUCAAGUCGUCUGCACAGUCCUUGGGGAGCCAGAUGUGGAUGUGAACUUCAGGUGGCAGUACCCAGGGCAAGAGCAGUAUGAGAGGCCUGUGAUUAUUCAAAACUUCUGGAGAUUGAUAAACAGAGGAAUUGGACACACUACAAGAAUCUCAAAGAGUGUUCUUCUCAUUGAGGAUUUUGAAGCCAUAGAUGCUGGAAACUACGUUUGUAUAGCUCAGAACCUACAAGGACAAACAACAGUAGCUACCAAAGUUGAACUAAAAUGAUAGGAAAGACUACUGGAUGUGGACUGACCUGAAUAUUAUUUGACAUUAUAGCCAUUCAUUUUCUUUAUUAAUGUUUAAAUGAAGCUUCUCUCUCACUGUUUCUUUUUAUAUGUCAAUGCUUUCCAUACUGACUAGCUUGACAGGCCACAACAGAGCUCACUAUGACUAGCACUAGUCAGUUAUGAGUUAAUGAAACUACUACGAAGCAAUAAAGUUUAAGUCUGAACAUGCAUAGGGUGUGUGCAUAUUUAGAAACAGGUGCUCUUUGGGCUUCCUUUGCAGAUGGUCUUUUCCCUUAGACUCUUGCAUGAGGUCAACCCACCGUGUGGAACGUGCAAUUUUAACAUUAAGAAUACUGUAUGUAUUGUUUAAAACAACAACAAAAAAAAACCUAGAAAAGCCUUGUUACAAAAUUAGCCAAUAGCAGYUGUUUAUUUUGCAAGAAUAAUUAAUCUCUGAACAUUAUGAAAACAUAAAUGUGUGUGUACUUAUUUUCAUAUACAUGUAAAGAUAUAAACACAAAUAAAAUUUUCUCUCCUGUUGAAGAUUAAUACUCAGUAGCACCUUAAUAUAUAUUUAAUAUCUCCAGAGACUUGUAAGCAKUUGGGUAUGCUGGAUUUUCCUUUUGUUGUUGCAUUCUUACAACCUUUUAAUAUGUAGCUUACGUAGUAGCUUACUCUUCAAUAGAUGUAUGAUGYUGUGUUUACUAAAUUAUGUAGCAAAUUAUGGCUACUAAAGGUAAACUUGCAUUUAUUUAUAUAUUAACAUUUACAGAAGAAAAAAAAAAGCAAAUGUAACAUUAGAAUAAUGUUCAGGUUUACWGCAAAAUCUCUUCUUAGGUUAAUAAAAGUUCAACUUGAUUGUAUUAAUUUACUUAGGAGAAAAGAUGUUUUCAUUUACACAGAACUAUGUGUGGAUAAAUAAGCCACUGCUUCUCUCACCCUGUGUUUAGUUACUAGUACAGCGGAAGAACUUGCCAGAGGAGAAGGUAAGAACUUGGUAACAACAUUGUUGGACAUUUUGGCAAUGCUUUUGUUCUAGUCUCAAGCACCAAAUGUAUGUAGACUAGAACUUUCAAUACAAAUCUACUCCUUAGUAGUGAAAUGACAAAAACAAAUUUAAUUUUAUUUACAAGGCAUGUGAAAACCAGCUUUUUCUGAGCAUACAAGGAAGCAAAGCAGGAGCUGGUCCCUUGGUUGCACACUUCGAUCUCUCUCAGCCUGCGUUUGACUAAAUCUUUCUUCUGGUGAAGGCGUGGCAUAACCUUGUGCUCCACAUAAUUCAGAUCUUUGAGCAGAGGUCUGCAGCACUGUUUUGAGUAGUGACAGCUCUGAGUGCUAAUGUAAAAAUUGCAGCUUCCCAAUAAAGUCAAUAAUAUGAUUAGUAGGGUAGCUAAUGAAAACAUUAAASAAACUUGCUGAAUGGUUUUUCUUUAGCAUGCAGGAACUUAAAUCAGUUUAACUGAUAAGAGAAAUACCCAUGGUAAAGACUGAAAUGGUUCCAUGCAGGUCUCAUGUAAUAGGCUACAUGGAGAACAUUCCUAAAGAGCUUUAUCAUCUCUGGCCUCUGAAAACAAAUAUCUACAAAAAAAAAAAA